Messenger RNA from Pleuronectes platessa (European plaice), 2014 nucleotides. RefSeq names its product G protein-coupled receptor 27 (gene gpr27). Gene Ontology annotation, biological process: G protein-coupled receptor signaling pathway. The coding region runs from base 1 to 1116 and encodes 371 amino acids. Gene Ontology annotation, molecular function: G protein-coupled receptor activity. Gene Ontology annotation, cellular component: plasma membrane. NCBI's taxonomy places the organism in Eukaryota, Metazoa, Chordata, Actinopteri, Pleuronectiformes, Pleuronectidae. The record is from RefSeq and is a predicted model, not a curated record. The transcript has a single exon.
AUGGCAAACACAAGUGAGUUUGGGGAGAGCAGCCCGUCCUUACAGAACUAUGCGUCCUCGGCCCCUGCGGUCCAGCUGGCCUCCCUGGGUCUGAUCAUGGGCUUCAGCCUGCUGGGCAACGCGUCCCUGUCGCUGCUGCUGCUGAAGGACAGUUCCCUGCACAAGGCUCCGUACUACUUUCUCCUGGACCUGUGCCUGGCGGACGUGCUCCGCUCCGCCUUGUGCUUCCCCUUCGUGAUGGCCUCGAUCAGCGGUGGCUCCGUGUGGCCGUACAGCGCGCUCAGCUGCAAGAUCGUCGCCUUCAUGUCGGUGCUCUUCUGCUUCCACGUCGCCUUCCUGCUCUUCUGCGUCAGUGUCACCCGGUACAUGGCGAUCGCCCACCACCGCUUCUACUCCAAGCGGAUGAACCUGUGCACGUGCGUGGCGGUGAUCUGCAUGGUGUGGACCCUCUCCGUGGCCAUGGCGUUCCCGCCGGUGUUCGACGUGGGCACCUACAAGUUCAUCCGUGAGGAGGAGCAGUGCACCUUCGAGCACCGCUAUGUGAAGGCGAACGACACGCUGGGCUUCAUGCUGAUGCUGCUCUUCAUCGUGGGCACGACCCAUGUGGUUUAUAUCAAGAUGCUGUGCUUCGUGUACGACCACCGCAAAAUGAAGCCGGCCCAGCUGGUGCCGGCCAUCAGCCAGAACUGGACCUUCCACGGCCCCGGGGCCACCGGGCAGGCCGCCGCCAACUGGAUCGCCGGCUUCGGCCGCGGACCCACUCCGCCGACGCUGGUCGGCAUCCGGCAGGCGUCUCAUCCAGGGAACAGGCGGCUGCUGGUGCUGGACGAGUUUAAGAUGGAGAAGCGCAUCGGGAAGAUGUUCUACAUGAUCACGCUGACCUUCCUCGUCCUGUGGGCUCCGUACAUCAGCGCCUGCUACCUGAGGAUAUUCGGGCGGGGGGCUCCGGUGCCGCCGCUCUACCUGUCCGCCGCGGUGUGGAUGAGCUUCGCCCAGGCGGGAGCGAACCCCAUCAUCAGCUUCCUGUUCAACAAGGAGCUCCGGGUGCGGCUCCGAGCCCGUUUCUCCUGCUGCCUGGGAACACAGACUCCCAUGGAGCCAUACUGUGUCAUCUGAGCCUCCAAACCCACUCUGGUACCCUGAUUCAGAAUGUAAACACUGCUGUGCACAUGCAGACUGGGACUAUAGGCUGAGGCCACACGUACUACACGCGGCAGAGUUUACCAAACAUUUUUAAACGAGCUCACUACGGUGUUCAUUUCUAACUUAAUGUUUGCCAGAACAUGAUCCGACUGAUACAACAUUAUUGUUUCUCUCACCAACUGGGCUUCAUUAUUUUAAUGUACACCUCUGCAUGGACUGUAGGUGACAUUCAUUGCCAAUAUAGCCCAUAUAACAAAUAAGCCUCAUGAUUGGUUGCCUUAUUUAUCGCUAUAUAAACUUAUAAUAACCUGUUUUUAUUCACUGUUGUACCUGAAUGUCAUUUUGACUAUUUAUUUGUAUAUUUUUUAAAUUAUAUUCGAACAUGUCUGCAGGUUGUUUGCCUUCUGCAGAUGACUGAAACACAACAGAACUUAUUUUCAGUCCGCUGGCUGGAGACCAUUUCCUUGACUUCUGCGACCCACCUGAUGACUUGUCACAUCAGUUUCACACAGACACAGAUCUCAGUAUAUUUUUAGUCAGGACAAUGUCACCUUUGUAAAAAUGUAAAUCCCUAUUCCGCUUUUUCCUUAUUUAUUUUAAACAGCUACGUUGUAUAGUUCAUAAUCUCUCUGAUUUCUUUGUGUUAUUGCAAAAUGUGUCCAACCUCACUUUAAAAAAGGGUAUUUUGCUAUUUCUUAUCCAUCUUAUUCAUCUCAUGGGUCAGUUGUGAUGAGAAAUGGGUCGAUCCAACUUCCAGGUCUCAUUUUUCUACGAUUAUGGACGCUGGGACGAAUGUUAACAAUCUGUUGCUUUGGAAAGGAUGUUUUCAUCAUUUGUAUUUCUUAGCAAAUAAAAAAGAAAUGGAGGAUAA